AUGUCUGCUCCAGUUAUCCCAAAAACCCAAAAAGCUGUUAUCUUCGAAACCAACGGUGGUAAAUUAGAAUACAAAGAUAUUCCAGUCCCAGUUCCAAAGUCUACUGAAAUCUUGAUCAAUGUUAAGUACUCUGGUGUCUGUCACACUGAUUUACACGCCUGGAAGGGUGACUGGCCAUUAGCCACCAAGUUACCAUUAGUCGGUGGUCACGAAGGUGCUGGUAUUGUUGUCCAAGUCGGUGAAAACGUCCAAGGUUGGAAAGUCGGUGACUUAGCCGGUAUUAAAUGGUUAAACGGUUCUUGUAUGGCCUGUGAAUACUGUGAAUUAGGUAACGAAUCUAACUGUCCUAACGCUGAUUUGUCCGGUUACACUCACGAUGGUUCUUUCCAACAAUACGCUACUGCUGAUGCCGUUCAAGCUGCCAGAAUCCCACAAGGUACUGAUUUGGCUGAAGUUGCUCCAGUUUUAUGUGCUGGUAUCACUGUCUACAAGGCUUUGAAAUCCGCUAACUUGAGAGCUGGUGAAUGGGUUGCCAUUUCCGGUGCUGCUGGUGGUUUAGGUUCCUUAGCUGUCCAAUACGCCAAGGCUAUGGGUUACAGAAUCUUGGGUAUUGACGGUGGUGAAGAAAAGGAAAAAUUAUUCAGAGAAUUAGGUGGUGAAAUCUUCAUUGACUUCACUAAGACCAAGGACAUUGUCGGUGACAUCAUCAAGGCUACCAACGGUGGUGCUCACGGUGUUAUCAACGUUUCCGUCUCUGAAGCUGCUAUCGGUGCUUCCACUGAAUACUGUAGAGCUAACGGUACUGUCGUCUUAGUCGGUUUACCACGUGAUGCUAAGUGUAAGUCUGAUGUCUUCAACCAAGUCGUCAAGUCUAUCUCCAUUGUCGGUUCUUACGUCGGUAACAGAGCUGAUACUAGAGAAGCUUUGGACUUCUUCUCCAGAGGUUUAGUCAAGUCUCCAAUCCACAUUGCCCCAUUAUCUGACUUACCAGAAAUUUUCGGCAAGAUGGAAAAGGGUCAAAUUGUUGGUAGAUAUGUUGUUGACACCUCCAAAUAA
Molecule: messenger RNA, 1056 nt
Organism: Naumovozyma dairenensis CBS 421
Lineage: Eukaryota; Fungi; Ascomycota; Saccharomycetes; Saccharomycetales; Saccharomycetaceae
Gene: ADH5
Product: alcohol dehydrogenase ADH5
Exons: 1
Coding region: 1-1056 (351 amino acids)
Molecular function (GO): oxidoreductase activity; zinc ion binding
Source: RefSeq, a predicted model, not a curated record